GCGCCGAAAGACUACACGGGAAAACGCGACCGCGACCUUUCAGUGCGUCAACCGGCUGCGAGUGCCUUUCACGGCGUGUUAAUAGACGCGUUUGCGAUGUUAUUGUCGUGCGUUUGAGCCUUUUGGAGAAAGAGAAAAGAACCGAAAUGCUUCGUUGUACGCGGCUGGUCUGCGGAAGAGGAGCCGUUGGACGGCUGUCCUCGUCGUUCUGCAGUGAGAGCGCGCUGCCCCCCAAUUUACUGCUGCCGACCAACCUGGUGGAUCCUUCCAGAUCCAAGCGCCCCCCCCCUCCUGCCGACUGCUCCCUCCCGCUGCUGAGGAGCUGCGACGCCGCCGUCCCCGCGCACCGGAGCGCCGUCCAGGCGUGGGUGGAGACUCUGGAGGGGGGGGGCAGCGAGCCGCUGGGUUGGGCUCAGCUCCACCCGGACGUCUUUGCCGUGGCCCCCAGGUUAGAUAUUCUCCACGAGGUUGAAACCUGGCAGAAAAACUUUAAAAGAAUCAGCCACGCCAACACGAAGAUCAGGUCAGAGGUCAGAGGAGGAGGAAGGAAACCGUGGAACCAGAAAGGAAGCGGAAGAGCUCGACAUGGAAGCAUCCGCUCGCCCAUCUGGAAAGGAGGGGGCGUGUCCAAUGGACCCAGAGGGCCGACCAGCUACUUCUACAUGUUGCCCAUGAAGCUCAGAGUUCAAGGACUCAAAGUGGCUCUGAGCUCCAAGCUGGCGCAGGACGACCUUCACAUCGUGGACUCUGUGAACCUCUCCAGCCCCGACCCCCAGGACCUGCUGCACCUCGUCAGAGAGAAGCUGUGGGGGGAGUCGGUGCUGAUCGUCGACGUAGGGGAGGAGUUCUCCGAGAACAUCCUCGAGGUGACGGCGAGUCUGAAGACGGUGAACAUCAUUCCAGCGAUAGGACUGAACGUGCACAGCAUGCUGAAGCACGAAGCCCUCGUCCUCACUCUGCAAAGCGUCCGCUUCCUGGAGGAGAAGCUGCUUUGGCACGACCAGCGCUACACCCCCCUGUACCCGUACAGACUGCCCUACUCGGACCUGCCGUAGAGACCCUUUAUUACACAGAAAGAAUCAAUAAAUACCGUUUUGAAUAAAAACAACAAUGCAGUGGAAUUAAAAGUCUUUAAGAAGG
Molecule: messenger RNA, 1140 nt
Organism: Pungitius pungitius (ninespine stickleback)
Lineage: Eukaryota; Metazoa; Chordata; Actinopteri; Perciformes; Gasterosteidae
Gene: mrpl4
Product: mitochondrial ribosomal protein L4
Exons: 9
Coding region: 147-1055 (302 amino acids)
Biological process (GO): translation
Cellular component (GO): ribosome
Molecular function (GO): structural constituent of ribosome
Source: RefSeq, a predicted model, not a curated record